Capsaspora owczarzaki ATCC 30864 is the source of this 2057-nucleotide messenger RNA. RefSeq lists its product as hypothetical. Gene Ontology annotation, biological process: intracellular protein transport. The transcript has 11 exons. Bases 69 to 1901 code for a protein of 610 amino acids. Gene Ontology annotation, molecular function: phosphatidylinositol binding. NCBI's taxonomy places the organism in Eukaryota, Filasterea, Ministeriida, Capsasporidae. Gene Ontology annotation, cellular component: early endosome. The record is from RefSeq and is a predicted model, not a curated record.
GUCUCAGUUGUCCUGCCAAUUCCUUUCCUUCCUUGGUUUUCACUCUUUCUUUCUUAUCUUCGACGCCAAUGCAUUUUGCUAUUCCAGACGUCGCUGAGCGUACUGGGCCAAAAGGCGCGUACACGGUCUUCAAUAUCCACAUCAAUGGCGUCCAUCACUGCGCCAUCCGCUACAGCGAAGUCGAAAAGCUCCAAGCGCGCAUCAAGGCCGAGUACCCAGACAAGCCGCUGACCAAGUUCCCGCCAAAGCGGCUGCUGGCGCUGACCCUGGAGCAGCUCGAGGAGCGCAGACGCGGCAUUGAAAUGUACCUGCAGGCCGUUGGCGAAGACCCGUUGCUGGUCAGAUCGCUCAUCUUCCGGAACUUUCUGAUUGAGAGCCAAGAGGAAAUGCGCGAGAGAUCGGUACCCGUCGAAUUUCCAAUCAAACUGCCAGGCGGAACCAUCUUUACACUCAAGACGCUGUCGCUCAACCGAACAGAGCGCACCUUGGCGCUCAUUGCGGACAAGCACGGCAUGACUCGUGACCUUGUUCCCAUGUUUGGUCUGUUUUUGGAAAUCGAAAGCGAUGAGCCCGAGGAGGAAGAAGGCGCCGGCCCGAGGCGUUUCAUCAAACGCCGCAUUCAACACUUUGAAUCGCCGUAUCUGGCGCUGAUGAAGGCCGCCACUCGCAAGGGAGAGCUGUGUCUGCGCUCGACAUUCUGGGAUCCCGCCCUCCUCGAAAAGAUCUACCCAGACCAGCAAGCGACCGAGUGGAUUUAUCAACAGACCGUGGCUGAUGCCAACAAUGGCUGGAUGUCGCCUCCUGAUAACGUGCUGGCGGAGCUGAAGAUGCUGAAGAAGGCUCGCAAACACAAGGAGUUUUUGCAAGUGGCCUCCAAGUUGGACACAUUUGGCUACAUUGAGCUCGAUCCCUGUGUGUGCAGCCAUCCCGCGCCCGAUUCCCGCGUCAUCGUUGCCAUCGGCUCCAAUGAUCUACGCGUGCGCCUCGUCGGCCAGAAACGCUCCGAAGCUGCCACGUUCCGCGUCCGCCGGACUCGAUGCUGGAAGCUUUCUGCACACGACAAGGUUGUUGACUUUGCCUUUGACUAUCUAUUUGGCCCCAACGAGCUGCGCUGGGUGACGAUGGCUGGACCUCAAACAAUCUACAUGAGCAUGUGCGUUCAGUCUGUCGUCGACGAGUUGCUGGAAAAGAUCAAGCCGUCGCCAAAGGGUCCCAAGCCAGACUACGGUCCGACCUUCUCGGAUGCCGAUUAUCAAGCGGCUGUGGCGGAUGCCGCAAGGCGCCUUCCUCCACCGUUGGCGCGUCAAAGCAGUCUUCCCGCUUCUCCAGCUGAGCCGGCGACUCCAACUAAGCGUGCUUCCGAGCCCACUGCGGCUUCAACUCCGACACCAAAGGCAGACAAGCCAGCAGCUGAAAAGACAGCUGAAAAGGCCGUUGAGAAGGCAGCUGAAAAGACAGUCGAAAUGCCAGCUGAGCAGCCCGCUGAGAAGCCAGUUCAGAAGCCCAUUGAGAAGCCAGUUCAAAAGCCCGCCGAGAAGCCCGCCGAGAAGCCUGUUGAGAAGCCUGCCGAGAAGCCUGCCGAGAAGGCCGCUGAAAAGCCCGCCAUCAAAUCCGAAGGCACGCCCAAAAAGGCAGCGCAGCAACCCUCCACGCCGACACCCUCUGCGUCCACUCGCGCCGCUGCGUCAGACAGCAGCUCCUCUUCGUCGUACUCCCCUUCGACUUCGUCCACGACGACCGGCUCGCGUGGUGUCCAUCGUGUUGACUCGACCUCCGCUGCCGACGAUGGUUACAAGAAGAAGCUCAAGCUCCCUGACGUGUUCAAAUCCUUGAAGUCUGGCAAGAGCGAGACGUAUGACAAUGCCAUGUACGACGGCACCAUCGGUGACGACGAUCUCUAAAGGCAAACGGCACUCUCCAAAAAACCUAACGUUAUUCCCCUCUUGUUGUUUUGUUGUUGCUCGUUUUGUUUUGUUUUCAAUGUCGGACCUGCUGAUGUUUGGGGGUUUCCCCUACGCCUGUCCUUGCUGUGUCGAUAUAAAGCGCGUCGUCAUGCA